Messenger RNA from Diorhabda sublineata, 1175 nucleotides. Its product is annotated as spermidine synthase. Gene Ontology annotation, biological process: spermidine biosynthetic process. Lineage: Eukaryota; Metazoa; Arthropoda; Insecta; Coleoptera; Chrysomelidae. The coding region runs from base 279 to 1145 and encodes 288 amino acids. Gene Ontology annotation, molecular function: spermidine synthase activity. The transcript has 4 exons. The record is from RefSeq and is a predicted model, not a curated record. Gene Ontology annotation, cellular component: cytosol.
CUCAUGAAACCAGUUUAUUGGAGUAAUAAAAGUAAAAUUAAAUUACCAUUGGUUAAUAUAUUCUCUUCUUCUCUUUUCAACCUUGACUCUUCAUUCUAAACUCUUGCACAUGGGCAUUGGGUAAUUGGGAAAUCAGUCAUAAGUGUCCGUGAUCCCUAGUUCAAGUUAUUUAACUUAUCAAGAGUAUCCUAGAUAACAUUUAGAAGUUCAACCAUAGUUAAAAUUCGUCUUUUCAGUCUCUCACUUACUGUUGAAAGAAACCCGGCUUUUUUAUUAACAUGGAAAAACUUGGAAAAGGUUGGUUUAGUGAAAUUUCUGAUCUCUGGCCGGGCCAAUGUUUUUCUUUGCAAGUAAAAGAAGUUUUGUAUAAGGAUAAAUCAGAUUAUCAAGAUAUUCUAAUAUUUGAAUCAACAAACAAUGGUAGGGCUUUGGCUUUAGAUGGAAUCAUCCAAGCUACACAGAAAGAUGAAUUCUCGUACCAAGAAAUGAUAACUUUCAUUCCAUUAUGUGCGCAUAAAAAUCCCCAAAAAGUUCUUAUUGUUGGAGGCGGAGAUGGAGGUGUUGCAAGGGAGGUUCAAAAGCACCCAUUAGUAAAAGAAAUUGUUCAGGUUGAAAUAGAUGGAAAGGUGGUUGAAGCAAGUAAAAAAUACCUUCCCUUUAUGGCCAAAGGCUUUAACUCUCCAAAAGUAGAUUUAAAGAUCUGUGAUGGAUUCGAAUAUAUGAAGAACCACAAAAAUGAAUUUGAUGUCAUUAUUACAGACUCAUCUGAUCCGGUUGGACCUGCUGUGAAUCUCUUUACCGAAUCUUAUUACAAACUUCUAAAAGAAGCUCUUAAACCAAAUGGUAUUAUAAGUUGUCAAGCUGGAACUGUCUGGUCUGAUCUUCCACACGUUAAGAAAACUGUAGCAAAUUGCAAGCAGCAUUUCAAAACUGUCAAAUAUGCUUAUUCGAGCGUACCCAGUUAUCCAGAUGGUCAGAUAGGUUAUCUAGUUGCAACAUCUGAUGAGAACAAUGAUCUGAAAACACCAAAGUACAAGUUUACCCAAAAACAGAUCGAUGAAUUGGAAUUGAAAUUUUAUAAUGAUGAAAUUCAUUCAGCUGCUUUCGUUUUGCCCAAUUUUGUAAGAAAGCAAGUUCAAAAUUGAUACUAAUACUAAAUAAAUUUGUAAAAUUUG